This is a messenger RNA of Zeugodacus cucurbitae (melon fly), 989 nucleotides long. RefSeq names its product probable U3 small nucleolar RNA-associated protein 11. The transcript has 2 exons. The record is from RefSeq and is a predicted model, not a curated record. NCBI's taxonomy places the organism in Eukaryota, Metazoa, Arthropoda, Insecta, Diptera, Tephritidae. Gene Ontology annotation, cellular component: small-subunit processome; nucleolus. Gene Ontology annotation, biological process: rRNA processing. Bases 98 to 880 code for a protein of 260 amino acids.
UCAAUAACAUCUCUCUUCCACAUGUGUUUUCGUAUUUUACAAGUGCUUGGAUUGUGAUUCUAAUAUUUAUUUUUGUAUUUUAAAUUAAAUAAUCACAAUGUCCUCUUGGAAAAAAGCAUCCAAGAGCAACCAAAAGGUGCAUCGCGAGCGACACCAGCCAGAGGCACGCAAACAUCUUGGUUUGUUGGAAAAGAAAAAAGACUACAAGAAACGCGCAAACAAUGAGCACUACAAGGAACGCACAUUAAAGUUGCUACACAAGCGGGCGCUGAAUAAGAAUCCCGAUGAAUUCUAUCAUCAUAUGAUUAACUCAAAGCUUGCAGAUGGUGUGCAUCAGGAGAAGGAAAAAGAACCCGAUGAACAUAGCAAAGUGCAGAAAGCGCUGAUGGAAACACAAGAUACACAAUACGUGACUAUGAAGCGUACAAUGGAAACGAAAAAAAUACAGCGACUCCAAUCACAACUGCAUAUGAUUGAUUUUGCCAACACAGUGACGAAUAAGCAUACAUUCUUUGACGAGAACAAGGAUGGAGAAAUUGUUGCACAGGAUCUGAGCAAAAUGGAAUUGGCACAGCGGCUUGAGACACAUCCAAGUUUAUUGGAGCGUAAAACGAAUCGUCCACGCAUACAGGAUUUGGACAACAUGAAAUUACCUGAACUUACGCCACAGGAAAUAAGAAAAGCUAAUUCUUUGAAAAAGCAGUCAUAUCAGGAGCUCACCAAACGUAUUGAGCGUGAAAAGGAAUUGGCGGUGGCACAGCAGAAGCUACAAAUACAGCGUGUGCUGAAGCAGGCGCGUUUACUGAAACCCAAAAAAAUUAGGAAAGGCACUAAGGAUGCGCCACCAGUGUAUCAGUUUAAAUACGAACGAAAGAAGUAAAUUUAAAGGCUUAUACUAGUUACUGCAAUGUAUAUAAUGUUAUGCAUAAAAUAAAAAUAUUUUAUAUUAAAUAAAUUUAAUUUGUAUUUUACCGCAUGAAUGAAAAUCA